This is a messenger RNA of Cetraspora pellucida, 799 nucleotides long. The record is from the annotation of a GenBank genome assembly. NCBI's taxonomy places the organism in Eukaryota, Fungi, Glomeromycota, Glomeromycetes, Diversisporales, Gigasporaceae.
GUGUAUGAAAAAGGUAGACAGAAUUUUACUUACCACGACUUUCGUUGGUCUCAGAGACGUUACUAUCAUUGGUCUUAGGGGCGUCACUUUUGUUGAUAUUGGAGGUAUUAUUAUCGUUGGUCUUGGAGGUGAUAUUACUGUUGGUCUUGGAGGCGUUACUAUUAUUAGUCUUGGGGGCGUUAUUACUGUUGGUCUUGGAGGCGUUACUAUUAUUAGUCUUGGGGGCGUUACUAAUGUUGGUCUUGGGGGUGGUUUUUUUAUUACUGCUCAUUUUUCGUUCCUAAAUAUAAAAAAUUAUAAAUGGGCACUCAGAGUUCGAAUUCCUUUACAAGAGCUAGUCUCUGAGAGAAAAAGGAGCGUUUACCAUACACAUGCUCUAUUUCUAGCAUUUGGUAAGGUUAAUGAUGAGAAGCCAAAGAAGGUAUAUGCUAGUGCUAUAUAUAGAUAUAUUGAAAGACUUGAACCAGCAGAUUUGAUGAAGCAACAUUGGGAUUAUUCAUGUAGCAAAGCUAAAACUAGAAAUGAAAGGGACCCAUCAAAUGCACAGCUUGCCUGGUUGAGUUUACCGAAUGAUAAUAUUCCAGAAGAUAAGAAGUUUCUAGGUUUAACGAGCCAUGAAGUGAAAAAUCCUCAAACCCAAGAACAAUUUAAUCAGUGGCAUACUAAAUGGAUUGAAAUAUAUAAAAAUAAUUAUAUGAUGUGCAGUUCCAUUAUUAUUAGACAAUAUGAAGAAUAUUAUAUUCCAUAUAAUUGGAUAGAUUCUAAAAAGAGUCAAUUGCGGAUUAGAUUCCAAAAGUGA